Molecule: messenger RNA, 831 nt
Organism: Rosa rugosa (rugosa rose)
Lineage: Eukaryota; Viridiplantae; Streptophyta; Magnoliopsida; Rosales; Rosaceae
Product: probable LRR receptor-like serine/threonine-protein kinase At3g47570
Exons: 3
Coding region: 1-831 (276 amino acids)
Biological process (GO): protein phosphorylation
Molecular function (GO): ATP binding; protein kinase activity
Source: RefSeq, a predicted model, not a curated record
AUGAUACUAUGCAGAAAAAGGAAUGUGGAAGCUGCAACAGAUCAGAAUACCCUGUCACCUCAAAAACUUCUUUGGAGAAAAGUUUCACGCUUGGAACUUCUAAGGGCAACAAAUGGAUUCAGUGAAUGCAAUUUACUUGGCACUGGGGGUUUUGGCUCAGUAUAUAAAGGCACAAUGUCUGAUGGGAUAGACGUUGCAAUAAAGGUUUUCAACUUGGAAGUAGGAGUUUCCAGAGUUUUGAUAAUGAAUAGGUUGGAUAUAAUGAUAGAUGUUGCAUCGGCAUUGGAAUAUUUUCAUCAUGGUUGUGAAACACCUAUCAUCCAUUGUGAUCUGAAGCCCAGCAACAUACUACUAGAUGAUGAUAUGGUUGCACAUGUUGCUGAUUUUGGCAUUGUAAAACUCCUAGGUAGCGGAAAUUCUACGACUCAUACCAUAACCCUAGCAACCAUUGGUUAUAUGGCUCCAGAGUAUGGGAUAAAAGGAAUAGUUUCGAGAAGAGGGGAUGUGUACAGCUUUGGUAUUGUACUGAUGGAAACAUUCACAAAGAGGAAGCCAACAGACGAGAUGUUUGGUGUGGAGAUGAGUAUGAAGCAAUGGGUUGCAGAUUCACUAUUUCCAGCUGGAAUAGUUGAAGUUGUAGAUGCCAAUUUAUUUGGGACUGAAGAAGACGAUGAUUUUGUGAGCAAGGAGUGUUUAUCAUCCCUUAUGAGAUUGGCUCUAGUGUGUUGUGCAGAAUCGCCAGAAAAGAGGAUAAGUAUGCAAGAUGUGCUAGCCAUGCUCAACAAAAUCAAGACCAAGUUUUUGAAGAAAGCUGCAGGAGGUGCUGUGUAA